CAGAACAAAGAUAAGGCAUCGCUGACACCACACCGGGGACAAGCUCACAGGAAAGUCAGACCGGGGGGACCAAGGCCAGGCAGCUAGGAGCACCCAAGGCUGGAAAAUGAGGUGGCUCCUUCUCUGUCACACUCUGUGCCUCUCCUUGUUGAAAGCUUCGGCCCACACCGUGGAACUUAACAAUAUGUUUGGUCAGAUCCAGUCACCUGGCUAUCCAGACUCCUAUCCGAGUGAUUCAGAGGUGACUUGGAAUAUCACUGUCCCAGAGGGAUUUCGGAUCAAGCUUUACUUCAUGCACUUCAACUUGGAGUCCUCCUACCUUUGUGAAUAUGACUAUGUGAAGGUAGAAACCGAAGAGCAGGUGCUGGCAACCUUCUGUGGCAGGGAGACCACAGACACAGAGCAGACCCCUGGCCAGGAAGUAGUGUUCUCCCCGGGCUCCUUCAUGUCCAUCACUUUCCGGUCAGAUUUCUCCAAUGAGGAGCGAUUCACAGGUUUUGAUGCCCACUACAUGGCUGUAGAUGUAGACGAGUGCACUGAGCGGGAGGACGAGGAGCUGUCCUGCGACCACUACUGCCAUAACUACAUCGGCGGCUACUACUGCUCCUGCCGCUUUGGCUACCUCCUCCACACGGACAACAGGACCUGCCGAGUGGAGUGCAGUGAUAACCUCUUUACCCAGAGGACCGGCGUGAUCACCAGCCCCGACUUCCCCAACCCUUAUCCUAAGAGCUCGGAAUGUUUCUACACGAUAGAGCUAGAGGAGGGUUUCAUGGUCAGCCUCCAGUUUGAGGACAUUUUCGACAUUGAGGAUCACCCUGAGGUGCCCUGCCCCUAUGACUACAUCAAGAUUAAAGCUGACCCAAAAGUUUGGGGGCCCUUCUGUGGAGAGAGAGCCCCAGAACCCAUCAAUACCCAGAGCCACAGUGUCCAGAUCCUGUUCCGCAGCGACAACUCUGGUGAGAACCAGGGCUGGAGGCUCUCGUACAGGGCAACAGGGAAUGAGUGCCCAGACCUACAACCUCCUGUCCACGGGAAAAUCGAGCCCUUGCAAGCCAAGUAUUCCUUCAAAGAUCAGGUGCUCAUCAGCUGUGACACAGGCUACAAAGUGCUAAAGGAUAAUGUGGAGAUGGACACAUUCCAGAUCGAGUGUCUGAAGGAUGGGACAUGGAGUAACAAGAUUCCCACAUGUAAAAUUGCAGACUGUGGAGCCCCAGCAGAGCUGAAACAUGGGCAAAUCAGCUUCUCCACCAGGAACAAACUUACCACAUACAAAUCUGAGAUCCGAUACUCCUGCCAGCAGCCCUACUACAAGAUGCUCCACAAUAUCACAGGUAUAUAUACCUGUUCUGCCCAAGGAGUCUGGAUGAAUGAAGUACUGGGGAGAAGCCAGCCCACAUGUCUACCAGUGUGUGGGCUCCCCAAGUUCUCCCGGAAGCUGAUGGCCAGGAUUUUCAAUGGACGCCCAGCCCAGAAGGGCACCACCCCCUGGAUUGCCAUGCUGUCACACUGGAGUGAGCAGCCCUUCUGUGGGGGCUCCCUUCUAGGCUCCAGCUGGAUUGUGACUGCGGCUCACUGCCUCCACCAGUUACUCAAUCCAGAAUACCCAGCCCUACAGGACUCAGACCUGAUCAGACCUUCUGACUUCAAAAUCAUCCUGGGUAAGCAUUGGAGGCGCCGGUCAGAUGAGAAUGAACAGCAUCUCAGAGUCAAACGCUUCUUCCUCCAUCCCCUGUAUGACCCCAACACAUUUGAGAAUGACGUGGCUCUGGUGGAGCUGUUGGAGAGCCCGGUGCUGAACGACUAUGUGAUGCCCAUCUGUCUGCCCGAGGGGCCCCCACAGGAAGGUGCCAUGGUCAUCGUCAGUGGCUGGGGGAAACAGUUCUUGCAAAGGUUCCCAGAGACACUGAUGGAGAUUGAAAUCCCAAUUGUUGACCACCGCACAUGCCAAGAGGCCUAUGCCCCUCUGAAGAAGAAAGUGACCAGGGACAUGAUCUGUGCUGGGGAGAAGGAAGGGGGAAAGGACGCUUGCUCAGGUGACUCCGGAGGCCCCAUGGUGACCCUGGAUAAAGCGACAGGCCAGUGGUACCUGGUGGGCACGGUGUCCUGGGGCGACGACUGUGGAAAGAAAGACCGCUAUGGAGUGUAUUCCUACAUCUACUACAACACAGACUGGAUCCAGAGGGUCACCAGGAUAAGGAAUUGAAUUCUGUUCCUCACCCCCAACCACCUGCCCUGGGUCACUCAGCAGCACAGGAUAAUUAUCUGAUGCAAGAUGGCCACCCCUCGCCUUUCACCCAUUUCGUUCAGCCCACCCAUUACUGGCCAAUAAAGAGGUAUCUCAGCCCCCUCUCCACACUCUGUAAAGGAGUAGAGUAGCUGAGUGAUCAGAAUACAAGGCUGAAGCCAGGCCCUAUCACUUACUGACAUUGCAUCAUUGGGCAGGUGGCUUUACCUCUGAAUGGCUGUUUCUUUGUCCAUAUUAUAAAAAUGGCAUACCUUACCUACCUCAGAAGAGUCUGAUGAAGAUAAAAUUAAUUAAUAUAUACGUAGCACUUAGCACAGUGCAGACAUAAGUCCUCAAUAAACAUGACUUAGCAAAAGUCAUUGUGUUUACCAGGCAAAUGAAGUUCUCCCACAAAUCCCGUCGGGUCUUAGGGCUGCUCAGUGUGUACCCUUCCCCUCAACCUUGACCAUCUCCUUCAUCUGCCUGAAAAUGUUCCAUGAUUCUUUGCUACCAUGUACUUUUCUCAGUCCCAAUCCAUGUUCCCUAUUAAAAAAAGAAAAAGUGACAAGUUUCUAAGUCCAAUAGCAUGUCCCAUAGCAAUGCGCUUGUGAAUGUGAGCUGGACACGAAACUGAGAGAGUGCCCGAGAGAAGCAGGACAGGAGGAGGGGGACAGACCAGGAGCAGUGGACUGGGAAGUCAGAUGCCAGGUUUUACAAAUAGCUCUUCCCCCAGCUCCUGUGUGGCUCUAUGCCAGUCCCUUCCCCUCAUCUGAAAGGACCCUCCCAGCUCUGACAGUCUAGGAUCCAACAAAGACAUGUUUCUCUAAUGAGAUGAGUUGAAGCUGAAGUAACCAAAAGGCAAAAAUUACUUUAAGGUUCAACAGAGCUUUGAUGCAGACCCAAUACUGCAUCCACUGCUCUCCCCAUCCCCACCCCGUCUACCAUGCCCUGGUUUCCAAGAAUGUCACCUAGCAAAGUGCUAGCCAAGGGAACUUUCCACAUUCCAAAGCAGAGCAUCUGCUCCUACCCUUCCUGGGAACCUGAGCUGCACAAGGUCAGCCCUGGUAGGCUAGACUCAGACCCCUGAACUCUUCCUUCUUAUGUCCCCAGCUAACCCCAAGCAGCAGUGCCACUGAUUUCACACCCUGUCCCUCACCCUGAAUGCCCUGGCACUGCAAGAUCACAAGUGUUUCCCAGGCAGAAUGCCUCUCCCCUCCAAGAACCACCUCCUCUCUGGGGAGACCUCAUCCCCUCCAGAGCUCUGAGAUUUAAGCUCUUCAAGGGUCAGAAGCCCCAGGUUCCUGUCUUCUAUUUUAUCAAAAUUGGUCUUCGUGGGAGAUUCUAGUUCUUAACCUGCACUGCGGUUGGCGGACUCAGUCAGAACCUCUUGUUGGAAGAUGAAGAUACCGAGGGGUGAGAACUCACAGAAACUAAGCACUAGGCUGAGUGCUCAGGGACAGCAAUUCACAGCCUGCUGCUGGUUCCAUGAGCAAGUCAUUCUACCUCUCUGGGCCUUGCGGUCCAUGCUGUAAAGGGAAGAUGGCAAUGGGUACCCAACUUCAUCAGAUAUAUGUCAGACGAGCUGGAGCUCUAUCUCAGACACCAAAGAAUUGCAAUGCAAAGUUUUGGAGUUGCUGUAAGACAUUCCAAAACCCCAUACCUUCCUGCCUCACAGCACUGCCCAGGUGUCCCCAUGUGCUAGGCUGUGCCGACGGGGCUAUGGAGAAUACCAAGUUGAGGGAAGCAUGGUUCAUGCCUUCCAGGAGCUCCUACAGGUGGAACUGACACAUCCACAAGUGACUACCAUGAACAGAAGGAACCUAGCCAAGUGCUAUGUUUGGGAGCAGCAUGGAAGCAAAAGAAUAGCCACUCUGAUAUGGAGGCAUGCGAAAGAAGAGGGGACAUCAGGAAGGAAUCCUAGAGAAGAUGAUGUUGGCACUGACCUUUGAGGAGGGUGGGCAUUCCCACAGGUAAAACAGAGGGAGGCAUUCCAGGUGGAAGGAUCACAAGAGUAAAUGUCCACUCAGGUUUUCCUCAUAUUACACUAGCUUCUCCCACAAAAAUGGUGGGUUUACUAGGCCUGGAACAGAGAAAGGACAUUGUUCUGAUUCUGGGAUCAGAAUCACCAUCUGAAAUAGCCUUUCUUCUAAAAGUCAGGCAACUAUAGCGUUUGAAAUAGCCUCAGGAUUUGUGCAUAAAUACUGGCUUCUUGCUGGACCCAGUUCAUCCUGUUAUUUCCCCUUUAUCCUUAUUCUGAGGAAAUGUCUAAAUGUGCUCUGGAACUCCAGCUUACCCUUGAUCAACAAGCAUUUAUCAGCCGCUGCACUGCUGCUGAGUUUCAAGAAACCCAAACUUCUCACAGAGUUAUAGAAGCAGAGGGUUGGAGGGUGCCUGGGUGGCUCAGUCAGUUGAGCGCCAGACUUUGGCUCAGGUCAUGAUCUCAUGGUUUGUGGGUUCGAGCCCUGCAUCAGGCUCUGUGCUGACGGCUCGGAGCCCGGAACCUGCUUCGGAUUCUGUGUCUCCCUCUCUCUCUUGCCCCUCCCCUGCUUGUGCUCUCUCUCUCUCUCUCUCUCUCUCAAAAAAUAAAUAAACAUUAAAAAAAAUUUUUUUUAAAAGAAGCAGAGGGUGGGAGUGUCUAUUAGGACCAUCUUAUCUAGAGGUGGGAAACUCAUUAGCUCCAAAUGCAGCCCAUUCCAAAUUCAAAAUGUGCUGCCUCUUAGGGUCCCUUUUCUGUGUAACAAAACUCCACCUCCCUAGAAUAGAGUUUGUAGCUGUGAUUCCAUACCAUGAAUGUUCUUUGCAAUAAUGAUCAUGCCAACUUCAUUAGCAACAAAUGCUAUUGUUUUUGUGAGUAGCUACACAUUUGUUCCAAUAAACAUCUGCGUUGAGUCAAAGAA
Molecule: messenger RNA, 5124 nt
Organism: Neofelis nebulosa (Clouded leopard)
Lineage: Eukaryota; Metazoa; Chordata; Mammalia; Carnivora; Felidae
Gene: MASP1
Product: MBL associated serine protease 1
Exons: 16
Coding region: 107-2206 (699 amino acids)
Biological process (GO): complement activation; zymogen activation
Cellular component (GO): blood microparticle; extracellular region
Molecular function (GO): calcium ion binding; serine-type endopeptidase activity
Source: RefSeq, a predicted model, not a curated record